GGAAAAGAAAGACUGUCAGCACAACAAGGAAAAUCUGACAGUUCGUUUCGGGUUUCGAGGAGGGAGGAAUACGACUGGUCGUCCUGAUAAAAAUCUAACAGCCCCAAAGACACACAAAGAGGAGAAGGAAAUGAAUGAUCAGAGUUGCUCAAUGCUGUAAAACCAACGGAUUUCGCCAUCACAACACGGGAUUUCAUACAAGGAAAAGAUGUCCCCAACAGUGAUUCAGUUGAUCCCUUUCCUCUUGUUCACUUCGACAUUCUUUCCAGUGUUUGGAAUCCAAUGUUACCGUUGCCUUCCAAAAGCAGUCCCAAACACAAACAACCAGACUACUUCAUUAGAACCUUGUUCACAGUUUGAUGGUUCUAGCAAGUUUGUCAUUGACUGCCCACUCUCAACAUUCUGCAUGAAGAGGAAUUUCACACUUGAGUUUCCGGAUGGAAGGAAUGCCAUUGUAACAGAGAGAGGUUGUGCUCAACAAAGCUUCUCGUACAGGGUGCUAAAACGCGGGCAGUGGCAGACGAUCAAUGAUGUCAAUGAAACUAUCUACCAAGAUGGGUGUAUCCUAGAGCACCAGGGUACUAAACCUCCAACCCAAUAUUGCUACUGCUCAAGCAGACUGUGUAACGCUGCGUCUACCGUACAAUCCAACUUACUCAUCUGUUUUUUUCUUCUUCUCGUUUACUACAUUCUUUAAGCGUACCCUCCCCCGAUAUCCUGUAACUAACGAUAUCCUGUGAUUGUUUCUUGAAAAUUUUACUUGUUUAGAAAAAAAUCGCAUCAUCCCUAUGAUGGUCUGUGAUAAAUAACCAGAAUCUUAAAUCGUGUGUGCUAGUACGAUGGUUAAGGGCGUUUUCGCUGAAAUAAAAAGAAAACUGAUGUA
This is a messenger RNA of Daphnia magna, 883 nucleotides long. RefSeq lists its product as uncharacterized. NCBI's taxonomy places the organism in Eukaryota, Metazoa, Arthropoda, Branchiopoda, Diplostraca, Daphniidae. Gene Ontology annotation, biological process: positive regulation of voltage-gated potassium channel activity; regulation of synaptic transmission, cholinergic; sleep. The coding region runs from base 209 to 697 and encodes 162 amino acids. The record is from RefSeq and is a predicted model, not a curated record. The transcript is spliced from 3 exons.